Molecule: messenger RNA, 4282 nt
Organism: Abrus precatorius (Indian licorice)
Lineage: Eukaryota; Viridiplantae; Streptophyta; Magnoliopsida; Fabales; Fabaceae
Product: ABC transporter B family member 21-like
Exons: 13
Coding region: 211-4056 (1281 amino acids)
Biological process (GO): transmembrane transport
Cellular component (GO): membrane
Molecular function (GO): ABC-type transporter activity; ATP binding; ATP hydrolysis activity
Source: RefSeq, a predicted model, not a curated record
AAUGGAGGGGUAGUUCCCCAUCACGGACGAAGAUGCUUGCACUCGAAGCAACAAGUUAUAAGUGUGAACAAUACUUUGUACAGAACAGAGCCACCAUCGCCUUCACCCACCCACGGAGAUCCCACAAACUCCUAUUCUCAAAAUUUCUAUACUCUCUUAUCUCUUUCACUUUUCAUUCUCAAGUUGGAGCUUAGAAGGCACUGAUCUGAUAUGGGUGUGGAGAAGGAGGAAGGUGACAAACAUGACGAGGGAACUGUGUCAGAGAAUCAUGCAGAAAGCAGCACAAAUGGGGAAAAGGCAGAAAAGAGCAAACAGAAAGAAAAACCUGAGACAGUUCCAUUUCACAAGCUGUUCACCUUUGCAGACUCCACUGACAUUCUGUUGAUGACAGUUGGGACCAUUGGUGCCAUUGGAAAUGGUUUGGGUUUGCCUCUCAUGACGUUACUGUUCGGUCAAAUGAUUGAUAGCUUCGGUAGUAACCAACGAAACCCGGAUGUAGUGAAACAAGUGUCCAAGGUUUCCUUGAAAUUUGUAUACUUGGCUGUAGGAUGUGGGGUGGCAGCAUUCCUACAGGUGACUAGCUGGAUGGUCACAGGAGAAAGACAGGCUGCACGAAUAAGGGGAUUGUAUUUGAAAACUAUUCUAAGACAAGAUGUUGCUUUCUUUGAUAAGGAAACAAACACAGGAGAGGUUGUAGGGAGGAUGUCUGGUGAUACGGUUCUUAUACAAGAUGCCAUGGGUGAGAAGGUUGGGAAAUUUUUGCAGCUAAUUUCAACAUUCUUUGGGGGAUUUGUGAUAGCAUUUGUUAAAGGGUGGCUUCUUACAGUUGUCAUGUUGUCCACUCUUCCACUUCUUGCUAUUUCAGGUGCUGCUAUGGCUUUCAUCAUUAGCAAGAUGGCUACUCGAGGUCAAACUGCUUAUGCGAAAGCUGCUCAUGUAGUUGAACAGACAAUUGGCUCAAUAAGGACUGUUGCAUCCUUCACCGGUGAAAAGCAAGCAGUAUCUAGUUAUAGCAAAUUUCUUGUAGAUGCUUACAGAUCAGGAAUUCAUGAAGGUUCCAUAGCUGGAUUGGGUCUAGGCACAGUUAUGUUUGUUAUUUUUUGUGGUUAUGCUUUGGCUGUAUGGUUUGGAGCAAAGAUGAUAAUGGAGAAAGGAUACAAUGGUGGCACUGUAAUUAAUGUGAUUAUUGCUGUGUUAACCGCUUCAAUGUCUCUCGGCCAAGCAUCCCCUAGCAUGAGUGCUUUUGCGGCUGGUCAGGCUGCAGCUUACAAAAUGUUUGAGACAAUUGAAAGGAAGCCAGAGAUAGAUGCUUAUGAUCCAAAUGGAAAAAUAUUAGAAGAUAUACAGGGUGAAAUACAGUUAAGGGAUGUUUAUUUCAGUUAUCCAGCCAGACCUGAGGAAUUGAUAUUCAAUGGAUUCUCUCUUCAUAUACCCAGUGGUACCACUGCAGCAUUAGUUGGACAAAGUGGAAGUGGAAAGUCUACAGUUAUCAGCUUGGUAGAGAGAUUCUAUGAUCCACAGGCAGGUGAAGUUCUUAUUGAUGGUGUUAACUUGAAAGAGUUUCAGCUUAGGUGGAUUAGAGGAAAAAUUGGCCUUGUGAGCCAGGAGCCAGUGUUGUUUGCAUCUAGCAUUAAGGAUAAUAUUGCAUAUGGAAAGGAGGGAGCAACAAUUGAAGAGAUAAGAUCUGCAUCUGAACUUGCAAAUGCUGCUAAAUUCAUUGAUAAACUUCCACAGGGAUUGAACACAAUGGUUGGUGAGCACGGUACUCAGUUGUCUGGUGGACAGAAGCAGCGCAUUGCCAUUGCAAGAGCAAUCCUGAAGGAUCCUAGAAUUUUACUUCUUGAUGAAGCUACAAGUGCACUUGAUGCAGAGUCUGAAAGGAUAGUGCAAGAAGCUCUAGAUAGAAUCAUGGUCAACAGAACUACUGUUAUUGUGGCACAUCGCUUGAGCACAGUGAGGAAUGCUGAUAUGAUUGCUGUAAUCCAUAAAGGGAAGAUGGUUGAGAAAGGAACACACUCAGAAUUACUUAAGGAUCCUGAGGGAGCUUACACUCAACUUAUACGCCUACAAGAAGUAAACAAGGAAGCAGAAGAAAUUGCAGACAAUCAUAAGAGUGAACAUUCUGCAGAAUCCUUUAGACAAUCUAGUCAAAGGAGGUCACUUCAAAGAUCUAUUAGUAGGGGAUCAUCCAUAGGAAAUAGUAGCCGCCACUCAUUUUCAGUUUCCUUUGGUUUACCCACUGGAGUUAAUGUCCCUGAUCAUGAACAUGAAAACUUACAAUCCAAAGAACAAGCACCAGAGGUUCCACUCAGCCGCCUUGCUUCCCUCAACAAGCCAGAGAUUCCAGUUCUUCUUAUUGGAUGUGUGGCUGCAAUAGGAAAUGGUGUUAUACUUCCAAUAUUUGGUGUUUUGAUUUCCAGUGUGAUCAAAACAUUUUAUGAACCGUUUGAUGAGAUGAAAAAGGACUCCAAGUUUUGGGCAUUGAUGUUUAUGACCCUUGGUCUUGCAUCGUUCUUGAUAAUUCCAGCACGAGCAUACUUUUUUUCUGUGGCUGGAUGCAAGUUAAUCCAACGUAUCAGGCUAAUAUGUUUUGAGAAGGUGGUCAACAUGGAGGUUGGUUGGUUUGAUGAACCUGAAAACUCAAGUGGCGCUGUUGGUGCAAGGCUCUCAGCUGAUGCUGCUUCUGUGCGUGCUCUUGUUGGUGAUGCACUGGGACUAUUAGUUCAAAAUUUAGCAUCUGCAUUGGCAGGUUUGAUUAUUGCUUUCGUUGCAAGUUGGGAGCUAGCAUUUAUUAUUCUUGUCUUAAUUCCCCUCAUUGGAGUAAAUGGGUAUGUUCAAAUGAAAUUCAUGAAAGGAUUCAGUGCAGAUGCAAAGAUGAUGUACGAGGAAGCAAGCCAAGUUGCUAAUGAUGCAGUUGGAAGUAUAAGAACAGUAGCUUCUUUCUGUGCUGAAGAUAAGGUUAUGGAACUAUACAGGAAAAAAUGUGAAGGCCCUAUGAAAACAGGGAUACGACAAGGGUUAAUUAGUGGAUCAGGAUUUGGGGUUUCAUUUUUCUUACUGUUUAGUGUCUACGCAACUAGUUUCUAUGCAGGAGCUAGACUAGUGGACGCUGGGAAGGCAACAUUCUCAGAUGUUUUCCGGGUUUUCUUUGCGUUAACUAUGGCAGCUAUUGGAGUUUCCCAAUCAAGCUCCUUUGCUCCUGACUCAAGCAAAGCCAAGUCAGCUACUGCUUCUAUAUUUGGAAUGAUUGAUAAGAAGUCAAAGAUAGACCCAAGUGAUGAGUCUGGCACCACAUUGGAUAGUGUUCAGGGAGAAAUUGAGCUUCGUCAUGUGAGUUUCAAGUAUCCAUCUAGGCCUGAUAUACCGAUUUUCCGAGACCUCAGCUUGGUUAUUCAUUCUGGCAAGACGGUGGCCCUUGUUGGUGAAAGCGGAAGUGGCAAAUCCACUGUGAUUGCCUUGUUGCAAAGAUUUUAUGAUCCUGAUUCAGGGCAAAUCACCCUUGAUGGGAUAGAAAUUCGGGAGUUAAAGCUCAAGUGGUUAAGGCAGCAAAUGGGUCUUGUAAGCCAAGAGCCAGUAUUGUUCAAUGACACCAUCCGUGCUAACAUUGCCUAUGGUAAAGGAGGCAAUGCAACUGAAGCAGAAAUCAUAGCUGCAGCAGAAUUGGCCAAUGCCCACAAGUUCGUUAGUAGCUUACACCAGGGUUAUGAUACUGUAGUGGGGGAGAGGGGAACACAAUUAUCUGGUGGGCAAAAGCAACGGGUAGCCAUUGCACGAGCGAUUAUUAAAAGUCCAAAGAUAUUGCUUCUGGAUGAGGCCACUAGUGCAUUAGACGCUGAGUCAGAGAGGGUUGUUCAAGAUGCACUGGACAAAGUCAUGGUGAACAGAACCACUGUGGUUGUGGCCCAUCGUCUAUCUACAAUAAAAAAUGCAGAUUUGAUUGCUGUUGUGAAAAAUGGAGUUAUAGUGGAGAAAGGAAGGCACGAAACACUCAUCAACGUCAAUGGUGGAUUUUAUGCUUCCUUAGUCCAACUCCACACAAGUGCUUCAACAGUAUGAGUUUUGCGGCUUUUCCCUUACUCCCUUCUUUUCUCUAUUCUUUCUGCUAAAAUUUGAGAAGUUCAACAAAAGAUCAAUACCUAAUCUUUGUUUCAAUUUUCAUGUAAGAAAAUCGAUUCGUGCUAUCAUUAAUGGUAGCGUGUACUUCACAAUAGCCGACCAAAAAAAUGUGUACAAUGAUUGAACUUCCUACAACAGUUUGAUAGCAAUAUAGCAAAUUUUUACC